Molecule: messenger RNA, 903 nt
Organism: Entrophospora candida
Lineage: Eukaryota; Fungi; Glomeromycota; Glomeromycetes; Entrophosporales; Entrophosporaceae
Source: the annotation of a GenBank genome assembly
AUGGAUAACAAUAACAACAAUAACGAUUCAAAAAUUUUAAGAAAAAUAAAAGUUUCAUCAAAAAAAAUAGAAAAUAAGAAUGAAUUAGAAAAACAUUAUUGUGAGCAAUUUAAAAAAAUAGCAGAAUAUUUAAUAAACGAUGUAAUACUUUAUCUACCGAAAAAUAAAAAAUAUCAAAUAAUUGAAUUAGAAUUUUAUUUCAACACUUUAGAAAAUAACAGUAAUAAUAAUGUACUGUUGCAUUGUGAUCCGUAUUCACAUCAACAUGAACAUCAAAAAACGAGCGGAGAAUGGUAUUUUCAUCGUGUUGGUAAAUUUGGAUAUCGAGGUGGAACCAGAAAAGGUAUCGAUAUAACAUUUGGCAAUGAGAAUGCUUAUGGUGGAAUAUUAAUACGUUCUAUAAAAAGAAUUAUUGAUAAUGAAGACGAUGAUGAGAACGAGUUGAUUGAAGGACCAAGUUUAAUUGUUGAUGAGAUUUUGAGAUUAUGUGGGGUGGAUAACCUUAGUAUAAAAGAAAUGGUCGAAGUAAAAUGGAUGGGAAAAAGUGGAAUUUUCGGCCUUACUUUAUCCAAUACAAAUCCUUCGCCAAAUCUACGUUUAAACUUUCUUUUGAAACCUUAUAGAUUUUUCAUCAAACCACAUCUAAUUAAAAAAGGUAAGGCACAGUUAAUAAUAGGAUUAUACGAUAGAUACCAAGAUAUUAAUAAAGUUACAGAAAUAUCGGGCACGAGUAGAUCAAUUGUCGAAAAUUAUAUAAAAGAGUUUAAAUUAGAUUCUGAUAAUAUUGAUGAAUUUUUGGGUAAAAAAGGAAAAGGAUCAAACGGCAUGGAGUAUUGCAAAAUGGCAGGAGUUGUGCGUAAUUGGUUAAAUAAUCGAGACAAUAAAGAUGUGAGGAUAUUUUAA